GGCGCCGCCUUGUGGGGAUUUCUUAUUGUCAUUUGAGAGUUUUUUUUUCACGGUAAAGUGGAGAAGCUUAAAAAUUUUGGGAAGAAAAUCCCCAAAAAAUAGGUGAAAAAGUGAACAAAUAGCCUUAUUGAGGGUUCUCAAGGACACCCAUGGAGACGACAAAUCGUACAAAUCAACUCCAUGCCACCAAUACGACGGAUUUGGGCUUCCUCAGCAGUAGCGAUGAGGAGGACGAAGAAUUGGGAAAUUCAGCACCUGAAAGUGGAAACACAUCAAAUGGCCCACUCAAGUGUCGUGAAUGUCAACUGUCCUUUGAUCUCUACCAAACGCUCCAAUUGCACAUUUUAAAUGUCCAUCGAAUAGACCAUGCAGCCCCAUUCAAUAGUAGUGAGGAUGAGUAUGGGGCAGAAAGUGAGGAUCACACGCAAGAGGACACAGAUGAACCCUUAAAUGUUAUUGGGAGUGAUCCUGAUGAAGUACCCGAUCCUAAACCCUUCAAAUGCACCCGCUGCACAAAAUGCUUCAUGGUCUCCAAACAUUUAGAGAUGCAUAUGCAGGUUCAUGAAUUAAAGCAAAAAACAGAGGCAGCCUAUAGGGGUGCGGCUGCUCUCCGUGGGGGUGGUGUCUAUGAAUGUCGCUUCUGCCAUGCACCCCAGCGCAGUGCAUCGGGGCUCCGAGCACACGAGAGGCGCCACCUGAGAGUCACAAAGAGUACAGAGAAGCUCAAGAUUCCACCCAAAAAGAGACGGAGUCGCUCAAGUCGGGCUGCAGCUGCCAAAUCUCCCGGAUUCUGUGCUGAGGACGAUGACAAUGAUGACAGGGAGAGUAAGGAGUCCGAUGAGUGGAGCAAUGAGGACUAAAUAUCGGGGAACGGGCUUUGGGAGUGGGGAGGGGGGUGCUUAACAUCGCAUUAUACAUGAUUCUCAAGAGAAAACUAAGGGAAAAAAUUGUUACUUACAUCCGGGCGCAGUGCAUCGCUGAGCGGCUGAAUCGAGAAAUUCCGGCAACUCGAUGGGUUCGAAGCAACAUUUUAUCAUAGAAGACAUUUUUCUUUAUAACUUUUAUUUAAAUUAAAAAUCAAUUUUCCCGCGCGCUUUAUCACCACAAAAAAGAACACUCACAAUUUUUUUUUCACGUUGGACACACUCACACAAAUUCACGAUUUUCUACUCUUUUUCUUGGUAGCAUGAAGACUUUUCUCUUUUUUUUUUUUAAAUUUUAUAAAGUUAGGAUAUUUUUUUUAUUUUGCCAAAAAAAAUGUCUUUUAAUUAUGUGCCUCUGCAGAGAUUUUUUUUGCGGGCAGAACAUUUGUGAAAGAGAAGAAAGGAAGCACACAGUUAUUGCAAAUUGUAUAGUGGGGCAAUGUUUGUGAAAAUUGCAAUUUUCUCCGUGUCUUUUACUUUUUAGGACAAUGUGAUUGUGAGGAAAUUUUGGAAAAACAAGAAAAAAAUAUGGUAGAAUAAGGAAAAAAAUAGUAUGAUUGGAAAAGUAAAAUAAAAUUUAUCAAGAAAAUAAAUAGUGAAGAAUGAAAA
Molecule: messenger RNA, 1532 nt
Organism: Lutzomyia longipalpis
Lineage: Eukaryota; Metazoa; Arthropoda; Insecta; Diptera; Psychodidae
Product: zinc finger protein 700-like
Exons: 3
Coding region: 150-860 (236 amino acids)
Biological process (GO): regulation of transcription by RNA polymerase II
Cellular component (GO): nucleus
Molecular function (GO): DNA-binding transcription factor activity, RNA polymerase II-specific; RNA polymerase II transcription regulatory region sequence-specific DNA binding
Source: RefSeq, a predicted model, not a curated record